Molecule: messenger RNA, 3258 nt
Organism: Ectocarpus sp. CCAP 1310/34
Lineage: Eukaryota; Phaeophyceae; Ectocarpales; Ectocarpaceae
Source: the annotation of a GenBank genome assembly
CCUUCUUUCGAGGACUGUGCAUUCGUUCACUCACGAAACUCAAGUCAACCGAAGAGCGAAGGAGGGGGCUGUCCAUGGUGACGGAGGCGAAGGACAGCUAUGACGUCAUGCUCCUGCCUGGGGACGGCAUCGGUCCCGAGAUCACGGCGGCCACCGUCAACGCGCUCGAGCCGCUGCAGUCGCUCUUCAAGCUCAACUUCAAGGAGGCGCUGAUCGGAGGUGCCGCCAUCGAUGCCGAGGGUUCACCGUGGCCUGAUUCGACCAUGGCGUUGGCCAAGGCGUCGGACUCUAUCCUGCUGGCCGCCAUCGGAGGGCCCAAGUGGGACGGCAACCCGCGGGAGCUGAGGCCGGAGACCGGGCUGCUGGCGAUGCGCUCGCAGCUGGGGCUGUUCGCAAACCUUCGGCCUGCUAAGGUGAUGAAAGAGCUGGUGGACGCCUCUUCCCUCAAGCCCGAGAUCGUGGAGGGGGUGGACAUCAUGGUGGUCAGGGAGCUCACGGGUGACGUCUACUUCGGCACGCCCAAGGGGAUCGACGAGCUGCCUUCGGGGGAGCGGGUAGGGUACAACAACAUGAUCUACCACGAGCACGAGGUGGAGCGUAUCGCGAAGGUUGCGUACGACGUGGCGAUGAAGAGGGGGAAGCGCCUGUGUUCCGUUGACAAGGCUAACGUGCUCGACGUCAGUCAGCUGUGGAGAGACGUGGUGAUCAAGAUGUCGGAGGACUACCCGGAGGUGGAGCUCACGCACCAGUACGUCGACAACGCCGCCAUGCAGCUCAUCCGCUGGCCCAAGCAGUUCGACGUGAUGAUGACCGGCAAUAUCUUCGGCGACAUCCUUUCCGAUGAGGCCUCCAUGCUCGUGGGCUCCCUCGGCAUGCUCCCCUCCGCCUCCAUGGGAAACCCCGACGGCCCCGGCGUGUUCGAGCCGUGCCACGGUUCCGCCCCGGACAUCGCGGGACAGGACAAGGCCAACCCAUUGGCGAUGAUCCUCUCUGCGGCAAUGAUGCUCCGAUAUGACCUGGGGCGGCCCGCGGAGGCGGACAUGGUGGAGGCGGCCGUGGACGUGGUCAUGGACAAGGGCUACGCCACCGACGACAUCCAGCGGGAGGGAACCACGGCCGUCGGCUGCAAGGAGAUGGGCGAAAAGGUGAAGGAAGAGCUCGCCAAGCUCGUGGCUGCGGGGGCCGGGGCCGAAGCGGCUGCCGUGGGCGAAGCGGCGGCGGCGCGAUGAGCGGGUAGAAAAUCGAGUUGAGUGUAGUCUGUCUGUCGUUUCUGGUGUUGCCUGAACGGGUGCGCAAGGCACGGAAACGGUAGACGCAAUGGAGGGUGCCCGCCUGCCGUGAGAGCGGAGCGGUGCAAGAAUAAUGCCGUUGUGUUCGUGUGAGAGUUGCGAAAUAGGACCGCCAUGUCAGCACGGACGACAAUGGCGGGUGGUACGGUAUGACGCACGAGAAGCCACCAGGCGCCGGCGAUCAGGAAACGCCCUGCCAAGCGCGUGACGGCUUGAACUCCGUGCGUCAAGUAGUUCUCGAACAUUCGGUGCUUCAACGUGGGUAAACGCUGGCAAUAAGACGUGGGGCAGUUUUUUCUGUGAAUAGGAAGGUCCGAAUGGGAUAAUAGCGGUCGGAGUGGCAUCGCACAUCGGACUGUUUUGGUGCCGGCUCCAGGCAAGGGAAACAGGCGUCGUGCUGGCGCUUUCCUCUUGAAAAAGACCUGGAACGAACGACGUUCUAAUGGCAUCGCUUGAUGUUGUAUGGGUUUUCACUCACCCAUUCAGCACACCGCCGCCGUCGCUGCUGCUACCGCUGCUUGUUUGGUUUGUGAUGGUGUUGUCGUUGUCGCACACACGAUCGUCCCUUUUAUUGCGAUAAAGCCACAACUGUGGAGCGACGAGUUGAUCCAGCCCCCACACGAGACUGUACAUGUUCGGAUGUUCACCGACACCACACGAAUCCCGCCAACAUUGGCGGAACGAAUUAUUACCCAACGCUCCACGCAUGAAUUCAUUCGAAGCCAAAAGGGAUGUGAAGAAAAAAACCAAAACGGAACAAGUCGUUUGGUGGCACCCGAACAGCUCACGUUUUCGCAAAGCGCUCACAACCCCAAAACUCCGAAACACUCCCGCGUGGAGUAAAAACGGAGGCCUCCCCCCCCAACUCGCCCAACUCGUGAGGCACCUAGAUGUGGGAGUUGCAUGGCGCAUCCAUCAAUAUCUACCGGGACGCUCUUCCCUGCUCCCCGUCCAAUUCCUCCACAUAAUAAUCUCCGAUGCAUGGACUGGACUGCCUCCAGCCCUUUCCUUGGAAACAGCUGCUGUGGUUGGUGUGACCAUGGAAGCGGCGGUGGCUCGAAGCACUUCCUUGAUAUCGCACCCUUCCCUCCCACGGCACUCGUAUCAGGGCGGGUACGCAAUUUCCACUCACGAAGCCCCUCCGCUCGCUGGCCUUUGCGUCUACCGCGUGUAGUCUCUUGUAACUGUCUGUCCGAGCGUUGCCGCGCACUGGCAUCACGCCCACAGAGAGAGAGAAAAGGUGCAGGCAGUUUUCUGAUUGGCCAAUCUCCGUGUUUGGGGCUCGAGCUUCUCGCAGAACCCCGUGUUUCUGGGUCAACCCUAUGCAACGUUCGCCCGCCGUUUGCACAGCUUCUUUGCCGCGGCAUAAAGUCUCUAUCAUACUCUAGGGCUCGGUCAACACCCCACCCGCCUCACCGCCACCAACAACUAACUACAAGCAAGCCAAAACGAACAAAACCACCACAAUCGCCACAUCUAGAGCGGCAGGGGGGUGAUCUCGCUGAUUAACCUAGAUAAUCAAUGUCCACAGGUCGGACUCAGAGUGAAUUCUGGUUCCACGUGCCUACAAAUCGUCAACAGAAAUCCAUUCCAAACAUCUGCGCCAGCAGUCCCGGCGAGUCGCUUAGCUGCCCUGCGCGUGGUGCAAUCUCCCAACCGUGUCUCGUUCUAUUGGCUACUUCUGCACCACAUCACCCCGGAAAAUAUUGGAACCUCCGUGCAACGAGUCAGAACACCGAUCUUGCGGCCCAUCAACCUGAAGUUCACCGCUGAGGCACGGCGCGCUUGAAGGCAUAACAUACGCACUUCAUUCGCAGGGCUAGGUGUAUACUCCGACGCCCUUCAUUCACAUACGUUCUUGCUUCUCAACGAUGGCCCCUUGGGACACGUUGCGUGUGAAUGCAUGUAUUUGCAUCAACCGCACAAAUAACUGGCUGACCAAUGAACACGUCAGUCUCAGUGCGGUUGA